Molecule: messenger RNA, 2269 nt
Organism: Dreissena polymorpha
Lineage: Eukaryota; Metazoa; Mollusca; Bivalvia; Myida; Dreissenidae
Product: cell division control protein 42 homolog
Exons: 4
Coding region: 821-1543 (240 amino acids)
Biological process (GO): regulation of cell shape; cortical cytoskeleton organization; small GTPase-mediated signal transduction
Cellular component (GO): cell projection; cytoskeleton; cell cortex
Molecular function (GO): protein kinase binding; GTPase activity; GTP binding
Source: RefSeq, a predicted model, not a curated record
UUCUACCUUGUUACUACCAGAUAUGUUCUCAUUGGCAUAGAUAAAAGAUGUUUCUUAUCUAUACUAAAAUUUGCUUUUAUUUUAAGGUGUGUGGCUUUAAGGAACGGAAAUGCGUACGACCAAUUAAGUAACAACUAAUUGUGAUGGAUAAUUAAAUAAUUUUAAAAAAAGGAUGUAUAAUUAGUCAUAUCGAUAUCGAGCAUGAUCUGUAUCGGUACAUCAAUAAAGGUUAUUGACACCUAACAACAAGGAUAUUAAAUCACGAAAGUGACCAAUUUAUCAAUCAUUCGCACAUGUCAGUCACAACAAUCGACACCAUCCAUUGUCUUAACAAAAGAUGACGGAUAUAAACAAGCGGACACUACACACAACGUUGUCAUAAUUUUAUCUGACAUAGAAUCCAUUUCAGCGUUUUAGUGCAUUUUAUUUAGUUUCGAUGUUUGAUAUAUUUUACUAAAUCGACGAUUUAAAAUAUUUAAGGCCAUUCUGACAGGUUUUUUAUCACUCCACGUGAUCGCUUAUAAUAUGUUCAAUUAUUGUGCUUCGAAUAACAGGAUUUUACAUCAAAUAUUAUGAAUCUGAACAUGAUGUAAAGUAAUUGAAAGAAUGUUUAGAGGCAAAAGCACGUCCGAACAUGAAUUAUUUAUAUAAAGAGUGAUUGCAAACGAGAACAUGUGUGAAUAACAAAGAACACCAUCGGAAAUAGGAAAAAAGAGUUUAGGACUUUAGACUUGUCAGAAAAUCAUAAUUCUAUUAUUUAAACAAUUGUAUAAAGAUUAAGAAAACACUAGCACGUGGUUAAGUAAAGAAACAGAAAAUCAUGGACACUGUCAAGCAGGUUACUGUAGGCGUCGUCGGUGAUUCCGGCGUCGGCAAGACGCUGCUAUGUAUGUCGUACACGGCGAACCACGUGCUCAAAGACUAUAAGCCGACGGUGCUUAAUCACCACUGGACGCUGUUGAAGCACGAUGACUUGAUAGUGGAUUUGCAGAUAUGGGAUAAUUCCGGUUCGGGUGAAUACAACUCCUUACGACCCCUCUCCUACCCCCACACGGACGUUUUCCUGGUAUGUUUCUCGCUGAAGUGCCUCCGCUCCCUCGAAAAUGUGCGCUCCACAUGGCUGCCGGAAAUAGAAGCCGCCGUUGGGAGGCGGCCCUUUAUUCUCGUCGGAUGUAAACGAGACGACUGUGUUUCCGGUAGAAAGACGCUUGACGUCCUCACGGACGAGGGCGAGGAGAUGGCGCAAGAGCUCGGUGCGGUCAAAUACGUGGAGACCAGCGCUAUCGAACAGUCCGGUUUUACGACGUGCUUCCAUUUAGCGAUCAAAGCCGCCCUUGACUCCCAGCAGACGACAAAUCAGUCACGUGGUGUCCUCGAGUCUCGUAUACGUUCUCGUCCAAGUACUACGGAAGUUACGUCACAGACGCUUAAACCGCAUCGCUCACCGUUACCAGCACGCACCACGUCAAGUGUCUUUUCUAGCAGCCUUCCACCUAAAGUGUCAUUAACCAAAUUCCUAAAUAGUUAUUCAGAUUGGAUUUGAAAUGUAUACGUUUUAUUAUCGCCAAUUGAAUUGCAAUGUACAUAGAAAUUUUACUCUAAACACCUUUUUGUAUAACUGAUUUCACGAAACAGGGCGUCAACAAAACCUAGCACAAAAGCUCUGUAAUGACGUUAUCAUUUUAACGUUAUUACAAUUACUAUUCCUGUGAAAUUUCAUUUUCCAGUUGAACUUUUUCAGCAUAAAGUUAAAAGUCAUGAAAUUUUAAAAUGUGAUAAGAUAUGGUUAAAAGGGUAGAACUUAACAUAAUAAGACUGUUAAAAUGAAAAAGUGGAAAGAUCAACAUUUUUUUUCAGAUGCUCAAAGAAUAUAAAGAAGUGAAACUCCAGCUGCUGGAGCAGUAUUGAAUUUUCAUUAAAACAAUUAGUUGGUCCUUUAUUUAAGGCAAGUGACCGAUUGCCCAAACAGUACAAAACAGCACAAUACAGCACAAUACAAACCAACAUAAACACAAAAUAUGAAUAAAGCUGGGGUCACCGCCUUGGAACGGUCAAUGCAAAGCAUUGGGGGUUUAAACCUAGUUAUAGAGCGCUCAUUUUGCAUUUCGUUAAAAGGGUCGUUUUGAUUACCAUCUGGUUAUGUAGCAAUUCAUUUGGUAUAGAAAAUCAUGAAAAUGGGGAUAUUAAAUUGUAUGUGCGUAUGUAUACAUCUCAAAAUGACGUUGUGUUUAUACAAAUAAAUACAUAUGAUAACGUAAACGAACUGUAA